Molecule: messenger RNA, 2327 nt
Organism: Temnothorax curvispinosus
Lineage: Eukaryota; Metazoa; Arthropoda; Insecta; Hymenoptera; Formicidae
Gene: Kat60
Product: katanin p60 ATPase-containing subunit A-like 1
Exons: 10
Coding region: 425-1948 (507 amino acids)
Biological process (GO): microtubule severing
Cellular component (GO): microtubule cytoskeleton
Molecular function (GO): ATP binding; microtubule binding; ATP hydrolysis activity
Source: RefSeq, a predicted model, not a curated record
AGUUUAUGACAGCGAAUUUUUCGUGUGAAUUGUGAUUUCUUGUGAUAAAACACCUUUGUGAUACCAUGAAAAUGUUAAACGAAUGUGGCGGAAAAUUGAUAGGAGCUCGUCAUUUCUAUAAAACCUAUAAAAGCAAAUAUUUAAUUCAAUAUUAUUUUUGUUAUUAAUUUAUCAUUUUAUAAUCCAGUUGCUACCAACAAGACUAAUUUAUGUAUAACGCGACCGUUCGACGAGACGAGAACUAAUCGUCAGUUAUGUAAAUGUAUAGUUUGAUACCAUCGAUCGCAGCGAAAAAGUCGCUGCAUUUCGCCUUUCGCCAUUACGAGUAGAGUUUAAGGGAACAGCUGAUCGCGUUGUCAAUGUUGUCAUCCUCGAUAUCUCCCGUCGAGAACGUGAUACAUUUUCUAUCUUGAGCGGCGAAAUCAUGGCUGUGUCAAUAAACGAAAUCUGCGAGAACACGAAGCUCGCGCGUGAAAUGGCAUUGAUGGGAAACUACGAUACGUCUGGCGUUUACUACCAGGGAGUCGUGCAACAGAUACACAGACUACUCGCGACCAUAGCGGACGCGACUCGCAAGGCAAAGUGGCAGGUUGUGCAGCAUCAGAUUGUCCAAGAGUUUGAGAAAGUCAAGGCCACGUCCAACACGCUGCAGCUCUUCAAAGUGGACACGCAUGGCGAGAGGCUGCUCGGUAGUACAUCCUGCCUGUCGUUCGAGGAACCGACCCGAGAUCCUGCUCUCUGGUCUUACAACAAUUCAGACUCCUCUUGGAAUCAGCCACAACCCAGGGAUCCUGAUGUGUGGCCUCCCCUAACUCCAGCAGAACAAAAAAGUUCAAGACAACAAAAAAUUCAACAGAAACAGCAGAACCGAACAAACGCCCGAAAAUCUCUUGCCACAGUUAAAAAGCCAGAAAGCAAGGCUUCUGGUAAAAAGGAUGAUAAGAAAACUGCCAAAAAAGACGAUGCAAGCAAGGAUAAGCCAGAAACGGAAAAAGACGACGUUGAACUGGAAGAACGUAAAUUUGAGCCAUCUGCUAAUGAUAAGGAUCUUGUAGAAAUAUUAGAAAGAGACAUUGUUCAAAAGAAUCCAAAUAUCCAUUGGGACGAUAUAGCCGAUUUACAUGAGGCAAAGCGAUUGCUGGAGGAAGCAGUUGUCCUUCCGAUGUGGAUGCCUGAUUUCUUCAAGGGAAUCAGGCGACCUUGGAAAGGAGUGCUAAUGGUUGGACCGCCGGGCACAGGCAAGACUAUGCUCGCAAAAGCUGUUGCAACAGAGUGUGGUACAACAUUCUUCAAUGUCUCGUCCUCUACGUUGACAUCGAAAUAUAGGGGUGAAUCGGAGAAACUUGUUCGGUUGCUAUUCGAGAUGGCCAGAUUUUAUGCGCCCAGUACGAUCUUCAUCGACGAAAUUGAUUCUCUGUGCUCUAGAAGAGGAUCUGAAUCCGAACACGAAGCUUCACGUCGCGUAAAAUCCGAACUUCUCGUUCAAAUGGACGGAAUAAGUUCCAAUAGCGAAGAUCCAAGUAAAGUAGUGAUGGUACUAGCGGCAACAAAUUUCCCAUGGGAUAUCGACGAGGCUCUAAGAAGACGCUUAGAAAAACGUAUCUACAUUCCACUACCGAAUCAUGAAGGCAGAGAAGCAUUGUUAAGGAUAAAUCUUCGUGAAGUUAAAGUGGAUUCGUCUGUAAACUUGACGGAUAUUGCACGGAAACUUGAGGGUUACUCUGGUGCAGAUAUUACGAAUGUUUGUAGGGAUGCUUCUAUGAUGCUAAUGCGAAAGAAAAUCGCGGGUCUGAGGCCUGACCAGAUCAGGCAAUUGCCGAAGGAAGAAUUGGAUUUGCCCGUGUCUGCUGCAGAUUUCGACGAAGCCGUUGAGAGAUGUAACAAAAGCGUUUCCCAGGAGGACUUGGAAAAAUAUGAAAAGUGGAUGAGCGAAUUCGGUUCCUCUUGAUAUCAUUCCCUCAAGAAAUAAUAAUAUAAUUCAUUAACAUGCUUGUUGAUCCUGAUUACAAUUAAUGUUACAAUAUUAUUCUGUUUAACAUGUAUAAAAAAGCUAAAGGAGCUUAACUCUUCCGCAACUCCUAAAUAACUAGGUCUCUGUACUCGAGACUUGAGGAAAAUCAAAUUGGAAAAUAAAAGACUGUAUAAUAUUAUAUAUAGGAAUAACGUGAGCUAAAAAGUUGGGUAAUAUUUUUAAUCUCAACUGUAACACUGAAGACUUAACUGAUAGUAACAAAGUAGUUGUAACUUUUAUAUAGUCAGUAAUAUUUUCCAUCAAGUCUAAAUGUAAAUUUAUUCGUAAUAAUAAAAAUUAUUGAAACAAUAUCUAG